Limulus polyphemus (Atlantic horseshoe crab) is the source of this 523-nucleotide messenger RNA. RefSeq lists its product as uncharacterized. The coding region runs from base 179 to 490 and encodes 103 amino acids. The transcript has 4 exons. The record is from RefSeq and is a predicted model, not a curated record. NCBI's taxonomy places the organism in Eukaryota, Metazoa, Arthropoda, Merostomata, Xiphosura, Limulidae.
UAAAGUGAUAGCAGUUGAAUUUGGUUCACUCACUUUUAAUAAUGUUCCUCUCCCUACAUUAUCACCUGAGAUUGAGAAAACCAGAGAAAAUAAUGCCUCCAUCAUUGCUGGUGUUGUUGGAGGAGUGGUAGUGGUUUUAACGAUAACAGUCACUCUAUUAGUUGUGAUAAGAAAGAAAAUGGCAGAAGGAAAAGUAGAGCCAGAUAUGCCUAUGAUGGAAACAAUGAAGCCAACUUAUCGGAAUUUUGUGUGUGCGCCAAAGUUACCUAACAAGCAGAACACUCCAACACUAUCUGUGGACAGUGGAGUAAGUUCAGCAGGGAGUAUAAAUUCUUCAAAGAGGAAUUCUCAAAUGAGUUAUGCUUAUAGAAAUCCUUUGUUUGACCAGGAAAUAAUUAUAGGAAGAUCUGUAGCUCUUCCAGAUGUGGGAUCCAGAAUGAAAAUAGCUUCUAUGCCACAUUUUUGGUUUCAAAAUACAAAAGAUAAGUAGAUUCAACAUCUACUGUACUUAUUUAUUGAUUAC